Messenger RNA from Serpula lacrymans var. lacrymans S7.9, 1431 nucleotides. RefSeq lists its product as uncharacterized. NCBI's taxonomy places the organism in Eukaryota, Fungi, Basidiomycota, Agaricomycetes, Boletales, Serpulaceae. The record is from RefSeq and is a predicted model, not a curated record. The coding region runs from base 136 to 1431 and encodes 431 amino acids. The transcript has 10 exons.
GAUCAACAACAUGAAGUAUAUAUCAAGUCCAGGACAUACCAAACAGGAUCUACAAAAAUAUGAGCAAGCACCCACAAAAUUGAAACAGCUUAUCUCACAUGAAAGUGAGAUUUUCUGGCCCAUCACGCGAUCAAUAUGGACAAAAAAUUCAGCAAGUCUGUGAAAUCGUUGGACCCACUGCUCUGGCUCAAAGGUCUGCAGAUGUCUCAAAACAAAGGGAAGAUUGUCUACGAGCGUAUUCCUUGUCGCGUAGAUUACCGGAUGCGUUGCAACCACAUACACAGGCACAACCUGGCCUUUCAAGAACAACUUCCUGCACUUAUAGACACAUAUAUGGAGUGGUGUCUCAACUGCUCAGACUUAACUCACCAAGCAGAGCAUACUAUGGAUCCUAGCAUGGGUGGGAUGGGAUUGCUGAAAGUGGAAGUAGUGGACACAUUCAGCCUUUGUCAAGACAUUAUGGCACCUUCAUGGGCUUUCAAUUUAUACAUGUCUAUUAGGAGCAGGGUAAAAAUGCUGGUCAGGACUGCCUUGAACCCAUGCACAUAUACCAUCAAGGGGGAAGAAGAGUUAAAGUUCCGGAUGCUCUAUACAAUGGAUGGUAAUGACUCAUUGAAGAAAAUUGUUAGAAGGGCCACUCCCGAGGUCAACAACCAGUUUGUAGGCGAGAUUUACAUGGUUCAAAGCGGCGAAUUGGCAAAAUACCCUUUGGCGGUGGUGGAAGAGAUCCUCAACACAUUUGGGGAGGAUAUAGCAGGCGGGUUUGAUAUUAACUGUAAAUUCAAGGCCACCCUCAGUAAAAGCCUACAGGCAAUUGACGCUUACUUUGGACACGAGGAUGAAUUUGAAGUAUACUACAACCUCACCAGCUUCUUGUACAACAACUACCAACAAGCUCUGGAUAUGUUGUCCGAGAGUUCCAUUGGACUUAAAAACACAGUCCAUGACCUUGGUGUGAUGGAUGAGAGUAUUUUGACUUGCUACUUCAAGGCCUGCCAUGCUCACGAGGAGAUCAAGUGGCUCAAUGUUGAGAUUUGCCAAGUUGCCACCUACCUGAGGGACAAAGAUAAGUAUCUGCAAAUAUGUGAAAAACAGAUUUGUCCAGCAAGUCCCGCUCUUGCCUACCAAAUACGCAUUCAUCGCAUAGAACGGGGCUCUUUCAACGCACAUCAUGUAUGCCGUUUAUUGGACAUUGCCAAGCUCCUGGGGUUUAGCGGUAUGAUAGUACCAGGGGAAAGUACACAAACGGGAACAGGUGAGAGUGGAAGUGUUCCUAUGGCAAAGCUACCUUCAUUACUUGUACUUGUGUCUCGUUCCCCUUGUGAUGGACAGCCAAGUGAAGACAGCAUAUAUGAACAAAGGGAUAGCCCAGAGGACCUAGAAGAAGAGGAAGAGGAAGACAAACAUGUUGAGGAGGCCUCUGAAGUUUAG